Messenger RNA from Penicillium diatomitis, 984 nucleotides. RefSeq names its product 5'/3'-nucleotidase SurE. Lineage: Eukaryota; Fungi; Ascomycota; Eurotiomycetes; Eurotiales; Aspergillaceae. Gene Ontology annotation, molecular function: hydrolase activity. The transcript is spliced from 3 exons. The record is from RefSeq and is a predicted model, not a curated record. Gene Ontology annotation, cellular component: P-body. Bases 1 to 984 code for a protein of 327 amino acids.
AUGCAUAUACUGCUGGUCAACGACGAUGGCCCACCGAACAAGCGUCUCUCACCCUACGUGCGUCCCCUCGUAGACGAGCUCCACGCCGCUGGCCACCAAGUCUCCGUCGCAAUCCCCGCUGCUUCACGCUCAUGGAUCGGCAAAGCCCACAUCAUCGAGGCCUCCCUCACCGCAAGCUUCGUUCACCCAGACUCCUUCCGUGACGACGGGUCUUGGGACGAGCACUUCACACCGAGUGCGGAAUCAGCGGACCUACGCGACUGGGUCGUCAUCCAGAACGGAACCCCGGCCAGCUGCGCGCAACUCGGACUCUACAGCCUUUUCACAGACCGGCCACCCAUCGAUAUCGUCAUCUCCGGCCCGAAUCACGGACGCAAUGCCUCGACGAUCUACAAUCUCUCUUCGGGGACGGUGGGUGGAGCCUUGGAAGCCGUGUUCUGUGGACAGCGUGGAAUCGCAAUUUCCUUUGGUAGCAAGGAUCCUCAACCUGGUGAUGUGAUCGGCGCCGCGGCCCGACACGCAGUGCGUGUUGUUGAUCAUUUGCUGGGUCACUGGGAUGAGCGUGUGGAGCUGUAUAAUAUCAAUGUUCCGAUGCGAAUCGAUGUCGAGACACAACCCAUCUUAUACACACGGACAUUGCCGUACUACUGGUCGCGGGGCUGCCUGUACGCCGAGGUUGAGCCGCAGACAAGGAGUGAAAUGGCCGACAGCUCCUUGAUGAAUGGCGUGCACAAAGAGCAGCGGGAAGAGGCUGCUCAAGCGGGUGUCACGGGUGUCAAUGGUGUCAAUGGUGUCGAGAAGCAGGUUCGGAAAAAACGCCAUUUCAAGUGGUCGGCGGAUUUGUCAGAUAUGAAGAAGCGGCUACAGGAAAGUGAAGAGGGAACUGAUGCGCAUACCGUUCUUAAUGGGUCGACGAGUGUCACUGCUCUCCGCGCCAACUUCUGGCACGUACCGGGUCUUGAGGGACCAUUGCACCUGGAAUAA